Messenger RNA from Cololabis saira (Pacific saury), 1962 nucleotides. RefSeq names its product globoside alpha-1,3-N-acetylgalactosaminyltransferase 1-like. Lineage: Eukaryota; Metazoa; Chordata; Actinopteri; Beloniformes; Belonidae. Gene Ontology annotation, cellular component: vesicle; membrane; Golgi apparatus. The coding region runs from base 771 to 1862 and encodes 363 amino acids. Gene Ontology annotation, molecular function: hexosyltransferase activity. Gene Ontology annotation, biological process: carbohydrate metabolic process. The transcript is spliced from 12 exons. The record is from RefSeq and is a predicted model, not a curated record.
CCGGGGCUGAUAACACCUGUGGACUGGAGUCACAGCCGUCAUCAGGUGAGGAGCGGACAGGUGUCAGUCAUUAACCUGCCGAGGUAAGAGAACAUUCCUGAGGCGGCCUGGAGACACGUGGACUAAAGAAACCUGGACCAGAGAGACCUGGACCAGGACUAAAGAGACCUGGACCAGGACUAAAGAGACCUGGACCAGAGAGACCUGGACCAGAGAGACCUGGACCAGGCCUAGAGACACCUGGACCAGAGAGACCUGGACCAGAGAGACCUGGACCAGAGAGACCUGGACCAGGCCUAGAGACACCUGGACCAGAGAGACCUGGACCAGGCCUAGAGACACCUGGACCAGAGAGACCCGGACCAGGCCUGGAGACACCAGGCCUAGAGACACCUGGACCAGAGAGACCUGGACCAGGCCUAGAGACACCUGGACCAGAGAGACCUGGACCAGGCCUAGAGACAUCUGGACCAGGCCUGGAGAGACCUGGAACAGAGAGACCUGGACCACGCCUAGAGACACUUGGACCAGGCCUAAAGACACCUGGACCAGAGAAACCUGGACAGCUCCUAGAGAGACCUGGACCAGGCCUGGAGACACCUGGACCAGAGAGACCUGGACCACGCCUAGAGACACCUGGACCAGAGAGACCUGGACCAGAGAGACCUGGGCAGCUCCUAGAGACCUGGACCAGGCCUAGAGACACCUGGACCAGAGAGACCUGGACAGCUCCUAGAGAGACCUGGACCGUGUUGGACCUGGGCCCAGACAUGUCUCUGCGGAAGGUGGUGCCUGCUGUGCUGCUGGUGGUGGUUCUCAUGCUGGGAAUCCUGCACGUCUACCUGCGGCGGCCGUUCAGGGUCUGCCUGGGCGGGGACGAGUCCCGGGACAGAACGGAGACCAGGGUCGCGGUGGACGUGAAGGAACCCCAGAACCAGACGGCGUCCAGAUCUGCUGCAGAGUUCUGCAAAGUCCCAGAUGAGCUGCACCUGGAGGCUCCGGACGGCCUGACGUACCAGCAGCCCGGCAUCGUCCAGGGCCGCACCGACGUCGUCACGGUGACGCCCUGGCUGGCGCCGCUGGUCUGGGAGAGAACCUUCAACCCGCUGCUGCUGGACGGCAUCUACCGGCAAAGGAACAUCAGCGUCGCCGUCACCGUGUUCGCCGUGGGGAGGUACACCAGGUUCCUCAAGGACUUCCUGGAGACGGCGGAGCAGCACUUCUUCGUUGGUUUCCAUGUUCACGUUUACGUUUUCACCGACCGCCCGGACGAUGUUCCCCGAGUCAAGAUGGCCGCUGACCGGCAGGUGACGGUGGUCCCGAUCCCGGGAUCGAACCGCUGGCAGCAGAUCAGCGCCAGCAGGAUGCAGCGGAUCCAGACGCUGAUCGAGGAGCAGCUGCUCCACAACGCGGACUACGUCUUCUGCCUGGACGUUGACUCCAGGUUCCAGGGCCGCUGGGGGGCCGAGUCCCUGGGGGGGCUGGUGGCCGCGGUGCAUCCAGGUUACUACCGGGGCAAGCGCGGCGGGUUCCCCUACGAGCGGCGGCCGGCCUCCAGGGCCUUCGUGGCCCCCGGGGACGGGGACUUCUACUACGGGGGGGCCGUGUUCGGGGGGGCCCUGCAGGAGGUGCACCGGCUGGCCAGGACCUGCAGGGAGAACCUGGAGGCCGACGCGGCGGCGGGGGUGGAGGCGGCCUGGCAGGAGGAGAGCCACCUGAACAGGUACCUGUGGACUCACAAGCCCACCAAGGUUCUGUCCCCGGAGUAUCUCUGGCAGGACUUCAAGCCCCGGAACCUCGAGAUCCACAUCGUCCGCUUCUCCGGAGUCAUCAAGAAUUACCAGGAGAUCAGACCCAACUGAGACCCGGGAGGGGGGGGUCGGGGCUCCAACCUGCAACCUGGAGAUCAGCAAACUUCCUUCAAUAAAGUGUUUUGAAUUAAACAGAGUUUAAUUCUCUGUG